Molecule: messenger RNA, 1150 nt
Organism: Durusdinium trenchii
Lineage: Eukaryota; Dinophyceae; Suessiales; Symbiodiniaceae
Source: the annotation of a GenBank genome assembly
AUGACCAAAGGCAUCAAAUUGGGGAGCUGGGUUGCUGUCUCGUACAGAGUACCCAUCAAGCAGGAGAUAGAUGAGAAUGACACGGGCCACUAUGAAGGAAAAAUAGUUGAUAAAAGAAUUGGAGGGCAGGACCGCGAGUCCUUCAUAGAGCUGAAGGAUGUUUUGAAAGUCGACAUCGAUGGCAAUGUGAUUGGCAAGGAGAAGCACAAGAGGUUAAUUGACGCCUUCAUAGAAGAAUGCAAGGCUGCGGCGGCUGCAGCGGUUGUGGGGGCUGUGGUUGUGGGGGCUGCGGCGGCUGCGGUUGCUGCGGCGGGUGCGGUUGCGGCUGUGGCUGCGGUUGUCCUGGCAACUGCUCUGGUGGGUGCCCUGGCUGCUCUGGUGGCUGCCCUGGGGGCUGUGCUGGCGGCUGUGCUGGCGGCUGCCCUGGCGGCUGCCCUGGCGGCUGCCCUGCAGGCUGCCCUGGCGGUUGCCCUGCAGGCUGCCCUGGCGGCUGCCCAGCAGGCUGCUCUGGGUGUGGAGGGUGUGGUGGAGGCUGCGGAUGUCCUGGAAACUGCCCUGGCAACUGCGGCGGCAAUUGCCCGGGUGGAUGCCCCGGCGGUUGCCCUUCAGGUUGUCCCGGCUGUCCGGGCAGUCCUGGAGGCUGCUCUGGGUGUGGAUGUCCUGGUUGCGGAGGAUGUCCUGCAGGAUGUUGUCCUGGAGGCUGCUGCCCUGGUGGGUGCUGCCCAGGAGGCUGUUCCGGCUGUCCUUGUGGGGGCUGCUGCCCUGGCGGGUGCUGCGGGGGCUGUGGCUGCGGCUGCGGCUGCGCCGGCUGUGGGGGCUGUGGUUGUGGCUGCCCAGGCUGCGGAUGUGGGGGUUGUUGCGGAGGGUGCUGUGGAGGUUGCCCUCCAAUGGGAGGCAACAUGUGCAGCGGCGGGAUGGGCGGAAUGGGUGUUGGCAAAGGCAACAUGGGCAGCACAAGCCCCAGCCUGAAGCCCAUUGGUGGCUGCGACGGCAGAAGUGAGGCUCGAAGUAGAAGUCGCAGCAGAGGGAAAGAUGGAGAAGAUGGUAAUGAGUGCUGUCAUGAGUAAUGCCUCCCCCAGCUGCCAAAAGGCAGUAUUUUCGUGGCGGUAGAGAGUUAGGACAAACAGACUUUGCAUUGUGCACAUGAAAA